Didymodactylos carnosus is the source of this 2139-nucleotide messenger RNA. NCBI's taxonomy places the organism in Eukaryota, Metazoa, Rotifera, Eurotatoria, Philodinida, Philodinidae. The record is from the annotation of a GenBank genome assembly.
AUGGAAGGUCCACUAUCAAAAUGGACGAAUGUUAUUCAGGGUUGGCAAUAUCGAUGGUUUGUAUUAAAUGCAUCCACGGGGAUGCUAGCAUACUACACAUCAAAAGAGAAUAUGGUUAAGGGUGAAAGGCGUGGUGUCGUUUUAUUAAAAGGAGCUAACUUAGGAAUUGAUUCUGAAGAUGAUAGUACGUUCACAAUUCGAUCUCAUGGAAAAACCUUUCAUUUUCAAGCUCGCGAUGCAGAAGAACGUCAAAAAUGGAUAACAAGCUUGGAAGAGGGUAUUAGUCUUAACACUGUUUAUACGGAUAAAUUAUCAGUAUCAAGUACAUCUGUUUUUGACCGUAAAAUAUCUGAAGCAGAUGCAUAUUUACAAUUAUUGAUUGAUCAAGUUAAAAGAUUAAUCGAAGCUGUUAAAUAUUCAAUUGUUUCAUUGCAACUAGCCAAAGUUCACAUGGAUCCUAAUAACGAUGUAAAUGCUGAAGUUGAUUAUCAAGCUGUACUGUCUCAUAUGAAUGUUCAUAAAGAUGAAAUUUUACAUAAUCGAAGUCAUUUGAUUAAUGCUACGGCUGGAGGUGAUUCAUACAUGAAAGAUAAAGGAGCAGAUAAAACAUUGGAAUCAUUAGAUUACCGUACCGUUGUUGAUAAUUUUAGAAAAAGUUUUCCAGCUGUUUCUUAUUCAAGUAGUGAUGACGAUGAUUUUUAUGAUGCCACCGAAUCAAAUGAGUCUUCUUCAUCUAAUCCUUCAAAUUUGACAAUACUGCACUCUCGUGCUCCACCACCCUCACCAAUAAUCAAUGUCAGUGACAUACCAUCACUAACUAAGUCACUUAUGCCAACAACAAAUGAGAAUACAAAUAUUAGUAAUGAAAGUAAAACUAAUACUAACAUGAAAAAUAAGUACAAUGAUACGACUGAUAGUCUAUCAUCUGCGUCCCAACAAUCUCGUUCUUCGUUACCCUUGCAAACAACAAGUCAAAUAUCAUAUGACAUUUUCGAAGCGGCUUAUGACGAUGAUGGAGAUGUAGACGUGGCACCAAUGGAUGGAAGUGUUAUAUCUCACUUAAUAUCACAAGUACGAUUAGGAAUGGAUUUAACAAAAGUCACAUUACCAACCUUUAUACUUGAACGACGAUCAUUCCUAGAAAUGUUAGCUGAUUUUCUAGCUCAUCCAGAUCAAUUUGUGAGUGUUGCUGAUUGUACUAGUCCUCGUGAUCGAUUUAUUCACGUUGUCAAAUGGUAUUUAUCCGCCUUUCAUGCUGGAAGAAAGAGUGCGGUGCCAAAAAAACCUUAUAAUCCAAUAUUAGGCGAAACAUUUGAAUGUUAUUAUGACGUUGGCUCUCCAACAUCUACUACAAAUAUGAACAAUGUUAACGAUGGACCAGUUCCAUGGGCAAAUAAAGAUAAUGUUACAUUUAUUGCUGAGCAAGUUUCACAUCAUCCACCAGUGGCUGCUUUUUAUGCUGAAUGUGUUGCAAAACGAAUUCAGCUUGAUGGAUGUUUAUGGACGAAAUCAAAAUUCCUUGGAUUAUCGGUUGCUGUACAUAUGAUAGGAGAUGCAACUAUAACGCUAUUGGAUUUCGAUGAAAAAUAUGUGAUAACUUUUCCAAGUGCUUAUGGAAGAUCAAUUCUAGGUGUGCCUUGGUUUGAAAUGGGUGGAAAAGUUCAAAUCGAUUGUGAAACGACUGGAUACAGUGCUACUAUUGAUUUUUUGACUAAGCCGUUCUACAAUGGUAAGAAACAUCAAAUAAGUGGAAUCAUGUAUGGACCUGAUAAGAAAGAAUUUUGUAAAAUUGAUGGUGAAUGGAAUGGCGUUAUGUAUGCCAAAUACUCCGAUACAAAAAUAUCAGACAUUUUCUUUGAUACAAAAACCACUCCAAUUAUGAAAAAGAUUGUUCGUCCAAUUAAAGAACAAGGCGAAUUUGAAAGUAGACGUUUAUGGAAAGAUGUUACUUAUUGUUUGAAAUCGAAACAAUUAGAGAAAGCCACAGAGGCCAAAUUGGCCUUAGAACAACGCCAACGAGAAGAAACGAAAGAACGAGCAGAAAAAUCAUUAAAAUGGCAAACAAAACAUUUUGUGGAGUGUGGGGAACAAAAAUGGACAUACGAUCAAAAAUUAACUAAACGUUUAAAGAUUAACUGA